Chelonus insularis is the source of this 3051-nucleotide messenger RNA. It is a transcript of the gene TM9SF3, whose product is annotated as transmembrane 9 superfamily protein member 3. Gene Ontology annotation, cellular component: membrane. The record is from RefSeq and is a predicted model, not a curated record. The transcript has 8 exons. The coding region runs from base 237 to 1994 and encodes 585 amino acids. NCBI's taxonomy places the organism in Eukaryota, Metazoa, Arthropoda, Insecta, Hymenoptera, Braconidae. Gene Ontology annotation, biological process: protein localization to membrane.
CGAAACGUCACCAAACACCGAAAGAGCUGAAAUGUGGCUAUAAUUUUACUAGUUGAAAAUUGAAAUAUUUGUGUAAAUAUUUUAACAGUAAUUUGGUGUAUUAUAAAGAUUUAAUUUUCUAAUAUUUUAAUGAGAUUUCAGCAAUCUUUGGGGUAUUUUCCCCAAUCUAAUUUCAAUAGAUAUUUUGUUCAAUCAGUAUUUUUGUGUACUAAUUGAGAGUUUCCUAACGAAUCAGUAUGAAUUGGACACGUCAAAUUUUGUGCUUCCUAGUUUUAAGUUUUAUACACGUCAUAUAUGCCGAUGAACACAAUCAUAUCUAUAAUGAUAAUGAAGAAGUUGUUCUAUGGAUGAGUACUAUCGGACCAUAUCAUAAUAGGCAAGAAACUUAUGCUUAUGACUCCUUACCAUUUUGUUCUGGACCUAAAGAAAUGAUUGGCCAUUACCAUGAAACUCUAUCUGAAGCCUUACAAGGCAUUGAACUUAAAUUUAGUGGCUUAGAAAUAGAUUUCAAAGUUCCAGUCUCUAAAACUGUCUUUUGUGGAAUAGACUUAACUGAAGAUAGAGUUAAAGCAUUUGUAUAUGCAAUCAAGAACCAAUAUUGGUACCAAAUGUAUAUAGAUAAUCUUCCUAUGUGGGGAAUUGUUGGGCAACUUGAAAAAUCUGAUGAUGGAAUAUCUUAUUACAUUUAUACACAUAAAAAAUUUGAUAUUGGAUACAAUGGAAGACAAAUAGUUGAUGUUAAUUUAACAAGUGACAUAACUAGAGUUAAACUAAUACCUAAUGCUCAUAUCACAUUCAGUUAUGAAGUCAACUGGAUUAAAAGCAAUGUCAAAUUUGAAGAUAGAUUCGAUAAGUAUUUAGAUCCUAAUUUCUUCCAGCAUAGAAUUCAUUGGUUUAGCAUCUUCAAUAGUUUUAUGAUGGUUAUUUUUCUUGUUGGACUUGUAUCAAUGAUAUUAAUGCGCACUUUACGAAAAGAUUAUGCUCGAUAUAGUAAAGAUGAAGAAAUGGAUGAUAUAGAAAGAGAUUUAGGUGAUGAAUAUGGUUGGAAACAAGUUCAUGGAGAUGUUUUUAGACCUGCUAGUCACCCAAUACUUUUUUCAGCUUUAAUUGGUGCUGGCUAUCAGGUGACUGUUGUUGUACUUAGUGUCAUAAUAUUUGCUAUACUUGGUGAGCUUUAUACUGAACGAGGAUCAAUGUUAUCAACGGCAAUUUUUAUGUAUGCUGCAACAUCUCCAGUAAAUGGAUAUGCUGGAGGUGGACUUUAUGCACGAAUGGGUGGACGUUUGUGGAUAAAACAGAUGCUUUUGAGUGCAUUCAUGUUACCACUUCUUGUAUGUGGCACUGCAUUUUUUAUCAAUUUCAUUGCAAUGUACUAUCAUGCAAGUCGUGCUAUUCCUUUUGGAUCUAUGGUUGCAGUUACUUGUAUUUGUGUGUUCGUGAUUCUUCCGCUUACAUUAGUGGGUACUAUUUUAGGUCGAAAUCUAGCCGGUACACCUGAUGCACCUUGCAGGGUAAAUGCUGUUCCUAGACCAAUACCAGAGAAAAAAUGGUUUAUGGAACCACUAGUGAUUAUACUUCUCGGUGGCAUUCUUCCUUUUGGCUCCAUCUUCAUUGAAAUGUACUUUAUUUUUACUUCAUUUUGGGCAUAUAAAAUUUAUUACGUUUAUGGAUUCAUGCUCCUAGUGUUUGUAAUUCUUAUGAUAGUAACUAUUUGUGUUACAAUUGUUUGCACUUACUUUUUACUCAACGCUGAAGAUUACCGAUGGCAAUGGACAAGUUUCUUAGCUGCAGCAUCUACUGCUGGAUAUGUCUACAUUUAUUCAUUCUACUAUUUUUUCUUCAAAACAAAAAUGUACGGUCUCUUCCAAACUGCUUUUUACUUCAGUUACAUGGCGCUAUUUAGCUUAGCUCUUGGUAUUAUGUGCGGUACAGUAGGAUAUUUUGGUACCAAUGCAUUCGUCCGAAAAAUAUAUUCUACUGUUAAGAUAGAUUAAGCUAAAUGUCAUUGGUAUUUGUUGGAAAAUAAUGUAUAUUAAUUAUGACUCAUAUUAAAAUCAAUUGAGUGUCAAACUGUCCCACAUCAGAUAGUUCUUAUUGGCACUAUAAUCCAAAUGAAUUCUUAUGAGCCAGUAUUUUCCACUUACUAUCAUUGAAAGCAUCUCCCAUAAGUGAUCAUGUUAAUUAAUAUGUGGAAGAAAAGACGAAUUUGGAACAAAUAAAUAAAUUUAAUCGCUGUAAAAAUCAUUAUUUUUCAAAUUCUCUUUUUUGAAUUAAAUAAACACGAAAGAAUGAAUGACAUUGUUAAUAUUAAAUAUGGUAUCAUUACAAGUCAACUGUAGACAAAAAGUGUGUAAGUGAAUUGUUGAUCUAAGACAAUUUUGUUUAUCACAGAAAACUACUAAAGUAGCGUAUAACAGCUUAAACACCAUUCUUGAAUGUGGAUAUAUUUCUAUAAAAAUGCACAAAAUUUAUUAUAUUUAAAUCAACGAUAUUUUUCAUUAUAAUUAUUAAAAUAAUGACAAAUACGAUAAUUUGUCGAUAAAGAAAUACCAGACAUUUAUGAUGUUUUCAUUGCGUACAUAUAUAUGUAAUUAAAGAUUGUACGACUGUUAUUGACAAAAUAGUUAUUUCAUAAUAUUGUCAAUGUCAGUCUUCAUUUUUUCAAACAUAUUUAUAAGAUUAUUGAUUAAUUUUACCAAUAAUUAUAUUAGAUUAAAAAAAUUAAUGAUUGAAUGUGGAGGUACAAUAGACCCAUAGAUUUGUACAAAGUUUUUAUUGAAAAAUUAUUUUAUCUCCUGAAAAGAUUGUGUAUUCUAUAACACUUUAUCCUUUAAAAAAUUGUUAUUUAUAUAUUAUUAUUUAUUUUGUGAAAACAAAUACAAUUUUCCAUUAAAAUAAAAUGAUUUUCACCUUAGCCGUAGGUGAGAAUAACAUAUGUGAUUCGAGAUAGCCUAACAUCUUUCCAUUCUUUCAUAGGUUUAUGUACUAUUUUUUAUCAUACUUGUGUAGGAAGUUCGAUAAUUUCUAUUAAAAAAACCUUAAUACACCGAA